Molecule: messenger RNA, 3349 nt
Organism: Juglans regia (Persian walnut)
Lineage: Eukaryota; Viridiplantae; Streptophyta; Magnoliopsida; Fagales; Juglandaceae
Product: RNA-binding protein 25
Exons: 7
Coding region: 195-3101 (968 amino acids)
Biological process (GO): mRNA processing
Molecular function (GO): RNA binding
Source: RefSeq, a predicted model, not a curated record
CGACGAAAGUCGGUCCUGAGCUUUCCUUCUUCCUUUUCUGGCUCACAAAGUUACAAAGCAAAGAGCCAACGACACCGUCUCCACUGCUCCCAGUCUAGAGUCUAGACUCUGUACAUUUAUAGGCGAACAAUUUUUACCAUUAACGUUCCCGAAGUCGCAGAUCCUUUUUUGUUUCUUGCCCCCAGAUUUCUACUAUGGCUGACCAGCCUCCAACCCUAAACUCCAAUCCUUCUCUUUCCGAACCCGACACCCUCAAUCCCCAAUCAAACCAACCCGAUCCCAUACCACCACCACCACCACCACCACCACCACCACCGCAAUCGUCGAUGUCGACUCCAUUGUCUACCCCUAUCCCUGUUAACCCUACUUCAAACGCUUCACCUCUUGCAUCUGCGCCGCCGCCGCCGCCUCCUCCACAAGCGCCUCAGGUGUCCUACGCGCCGCCGCAGGUAUCCGGCGGAGCCGCAGUACCUCCAGCGCCGCCUUCGUUCCGCCCAGUCCCACAGUUCUCGCCGAUGCCGAAUCCUGGCUUGACGAAUUUCAAUUACCAAAACCCUGGCGGGGUUCAGCCACCUGGUGUGAGCGUGGCUCCUGGUGCUGUUAGUGGCGGCAUUGGGGCCUCCCCUAUGGCUGUGCCGCAGCCGAUGCUGCCUUAUCAGUUGCCACCGGGCCAGCCUCCGAGACCUUACCCGUCGCCUAUGCCAAAUGGGUACCCAGGUGUUCCUCAUCAUGGGACUAUACCUCCUCCCGGACUUCCUCGUUAUCCAUCUCCAUACACACCUAUGGUUCGGCCUCCAUUUCCUCCACGCUUACCAGGAGGGAUUGGCAUGCUUCCAGCAAUGUCACGUCCCCCAAUUCCGGGGGUUCCUGGAGUUCGCCCCAUUAUACCCCCUAUUGUUAGGCCAAUUAUUCCUUCUGUUACUCCAGCUGAAAAACAACAAACCACAGUAUACGUUGGUAAGAUUGCAUCAUCAGUGGAAAACGAUUUCAUUCUGUCCCUCCUUCAGCUUUGUGGACCUGUGAAAAGUUGGAAACGUGCUCAAGAUCCCACAGACGGGACUCCUAAAGGCUUUGGGUUCUGUGAAUUUGAGUCUGCUGAGGGUGUUCUUCGUGCAUUGCGUCUACUUAGUAAAUUUAAUAUUGAUGGGCAAGAAUUGGUGUUAAAUGUUAAUCAAGCAACAAAAGAAUAUCUGGAACGGUAUGUUGAUAAAAAAACUGAAAACUCGAAGAAACUUAAAGAUGCGGAAGCUGCAGAGACUGAGAAAGAUGAUGAAACUGCAGCAAAUGUUGAGAGUAAUGAACAUCUAAAGUCCUCUGUGGAGGACUCGAAUAAAGAGGAAAAUGUUUUGGGGAGCAAGGAAAAUAAUGAUUUUGCUAAUUUUGGAAUCGUUACCAAUGAGGACAAGGAAGUUGACCGAGAGGCUUUGGAGAAGCUCACAAGCAUGGUAGAAGAGAGACUUAAGACCAGGCCCCUGCCUCCGCCCCCACCACAAGCAAUUGGUGAUGGCUCUGGGAAUUCAAACUCUGAAGUGCCUGCUAAAUCGAGGGACGGGGACUCUGAAAUGAGAAAUGAUGCAGCUGAAGAUAAAAAUGAUGAUGAGACAACUAGUGAAACCAAACCUGCAAGUGAGCAUGACAGGCCUGAAACAAGUUCACCUGAUAGGAGUAGGAGGUAUGAUAGGAGAAGCAGAGACAGAGACCGAGAGCGGGAUAUGAAAAGGGAGAAGGAGCGGGAGAUUGAAAGAUAUGAAAGAGAAACAGAACGAGAGCGGGUUAGGAAAGAAAGGGAGCAAAGAAGAAAGAUUGAGGAGGCUGAGCGUCAGUAUGAAGAGUGUCUUAAAGAAUGGGAGUAUAGAGAAAGAGAAAAAGAGAAACAGCGGCAGUAUGAGAAGGAGAGGGAAAAAGAGAGGGAGCGCAAACGGAAGAAGGAGAUAAAAUAUGAUGAAGAUGAUGAGGAUGAUGAUUCGAGAAGAAGGUGGCGUCGGAGUAUGUUAGAAGACAAGAGAAAGAAGAGGCUGCGAGAAAAGGAGGAUGACUUGGCUGACAGGCAUAAAGAAGAAGAAGAAAUUGUUGAGGCAAAGAGGAGAGAUGAGGAGGAACAGAAACAGAAGCUACAAAUAGAUGCAUUGAGGGUCUCAUCCAAUAAUUUAUUGAAUGAAAGUGUAAAAACUGUUUUGUCUGAAGCAUCCAGUGCCGAAAUAAAAGAUAAUCUUGUUGAACAUGGCUAUGAAGGUGAUUCUGCCUGUGAGAGCCAUAUGGGUGAAAGGAUUGUACAAAAUGGUAUUGGUGAAGAAUCAACCAUAUCGUCAAUUGCUGCAUCAGAAACACGGCACACUGGCAAUGCCCCAGCGAAAAAGUUAGGCUUCGGUUUAGUUGGAUCUGGAAAACGAACUGCUGUCCCUUCUGUUUUCCAUGAGGAGGAGGAUGAUGAUGCACACAAGGACAAAAAGAUGAGGCCCCUUGUCCCAAUUGAUUACUCGACUGAAGAACUGCAGGCUGUCCAACCUGUAUCUGGGGCACCAUCACCAAAUUUGGCUGCAGCAGCAGAAUUUGCAAAGCGCAUAUCCAAUUUCAAUCCCAAAGAAGAUAAGCCGGAUGCAGAAAGGGAAAGAAGUAGACGCUCCAAUGAGAAGUCAAGCCAGCGGGAUAGGGACCGGGGUGAUGAGAAUGUGAAUCGCACCAAAGAUGAGAACAGAGAGAGGAAUCUUGACAGGGAUAGGGAUCGGGACCAGGGGCUGGAUAGAUCGAAGACACCAGAUAACAAGAAGCUUUUGAGUUUAAAGCAAUUGAUAGACAUGAUACCAAAGACCAAGGAGGAGUUGUUCUCAUAUGAGAUCAAUUGGGCUGUCUAUGACAAGCAUGAGCUGCAUGAAAGAAUGAGACCUUGGAUUUCAAAAAAGAUAACAGAGUUUUUAGGAGAGGAAGAAACAACCCUGGUAGAUUACAUUGUAUCCAGUACUCAAGAACAUAUGAAGGCAUCUCAAAUGCUGGAGCUAUUACAAUCCAUUUUAGACGAAGAAGCUGAAAUGUUUGUUCUCAAAAUGUGGAGGAUGCUCAUCUAUGAAAUUAAGAGGGUGGAGACCGGCGUCGCUUCAAAGUGAAAAAUUUAAUGAGAUUUUGUUAUUUGAUUGCUCCUUUUUUGCUGCAGGACCAAUAUGUUUCAUCUAAUCUUUUGUCUUGCCUUGUUAUCCAAAAAUAUGAGAUGCUGGAUUUUGUAUUUUUUUAUAAAUUUUAGCAGUAACCGAACCCUCUUUUUGUACUGAAUGCUUCCCAUGCUCGUAUCAGAGAGCAAUGGAAAACAGACAUCCACUAGUUGUUAUCUCGAGAAAAAAAAAGCUUAUUUGAUUUA